GUCAUCGCCGCGCGCCGAAGAUGUCGGGGAUCCUGAGUACGGUGCUGAGGCGCCUCGACAGGGACUCGUACUGCGACUUUAGCGACUAUCGCGACCAGAAAUUCCAGCAUGUGUUACGGGAUCAGGAGGGAGGGGCACGUCGAAGGCUUCCUGUUCCCUGACUUCCAUGCAGGACCCACAAAGGAAGGAGGGUUGCUCACCGGGUUUUGUUGCUGAUUGCAGUCACUUGCCGCUGCCAGCUUCCUGAAGUGCCCAGUUCCUGCACCGGCUCCAGUUCUCCCCCUUCCAGUCCUAAGGCAGGGAGUUGCAUUGUGGCUGGCAUGACAAAGAGCUUUUCUUCCCAGGCUUCCCCUCGCAGCUUCUCUCAGGCUGUUUGGGCCACGGGUCUCUUGAGCAGGAAAAGCCGGCUUGCAUCUUCUGGCAUCCUCCCUCGGAGCCUCUUUCCCGUCACUCCUCUUCCUCUCUUCCCUCUUGGCACCUCUGUCCUUUCCUUUCUCUUCUGCAUCCCCCGUUCCAAGCAGUUCUCCCCUCCUCAUCCUCCCUUCACCACUGCUACCCCUCCCACCUCAGCUGUUCCUGCCCCGGCUGGCAAUUCCACUCGGACGCAUGCAUCUUUGUUCCGGCAUUUGGAGCCCGUGCCUCUUCCUGCUUGGGGAAAUGCUGGGCCUGGCAUCGUCCCUGCGGCUUCACCUCCUCUGGAUGCCAAGGGAAAGCAGGGGGGGCGACACCUCCAGGAGAAAGCCUUGAAGAACUCCUGCACACUCUAUGUGGGCAACUUGUCCUUCUACACCACAGAGGAGCAAAUCCACGAGCUCUUCUCCAAGUGUGGGGAUAUCAAACGCAUUGUCAUGGGGCUGGACAAUGUGAAGAAAACCCCCUGUGGCUUUUGCUUUGUGGAAUACUACACGAGAGCAGAAGCCGAGCACGCCAUGCGGUUCAUCAGCGGGACCCGGCUGGACGACCGCGUCAUUCGGACGGACUGGGACGUAGGGUUCACGGAGGGGCGGCAGUUUGGCCGCGGAAAGACGGGUGGCCAGGUGCGAGAUGAGUACCGGACAGACUACGACGCGGGGAGAGGUGGCUUUGGCAAGAUCGUUCAGAUGCAGAACAAAAAUGCACAGAUGAUGACCUAACAGCUGGUCGGCUUUCGGGGAGGAGGGGAGGAAUCCCCUUGGUCUUCUGCGUCACAGGAGACGAGAGGGCUGCGCCUCUUGGCCUCUUGUGUCCCAGUGACUUGCCCCUGCCCCAUCCUGGGGCCUCCCGCCUGUCCUAGCAGCCUGGAGUGCAGCGCCUCUGGAGUCGCUGGAAGGUGCAAGAGGACGCGGCGCUCGCGGGCCGCUGCUCCUGCAUGGUGGGCGUUGCCAAUGCGUCGGUGUCUGUCGGCUCUCCUUCAGAGCCCAACCCCAGUCCCGCCCCCCGGAAUUGAAAUAAACCGCCCUUUUAACA
Molecule: messenger RNA, 1446 nt
Organism: Varanus komodoensis (Komodo dragon)
Lineage: Eukaryota; Metazoa; Chordata; Lepidosauria; Squamata; Varanidae
Product: nuclear cap-binding protein subunit 2-like
Exons: 5
Coding region: 321-1133 (270 amino acids)
Biological process (GO): mRNA cis splicing, via spliceosome
Cellular component (GO): nuclear cap binding complex
Molecular function (GO): RNA cap binding
Source: RefSeq, a predicted model, not a curated record